CGAGUCCCCAUAGGCCCCUGCGCGACUCCGGCUGGGCAGGAUUCCGGACAACGCCUGGUUCCUCUCGGGUCCUUCCGGCGUCGCCGGAGUGAAUUGAUCCGGGAGUUGAAGAGGGCUCCAAAGGUGGGAAGUGAAGUCAGUGCCUCAGUUGCCGGUCAGUAUAUGUUUUGUGCCCUAUUUUAUCACAAAAAAGAGAAGAAAUACUGCAGUGAAUGAAGAUUCCUCUGCAUUUUAGCACUGCCUUUUCUACUGUAGUUGGCUUUUGAAUGAGGAUGACAAUGGAAGAGAUGAAGAAUGAAGCUGAGACCACUUCCAUGGUUUCUAUGCCCCUCUAUGCAGUCAUGUAUCCUGUGUUUAAUGAGCUAGAACGAGUAAACCUGUCUGCAGCUCAGACACUGAGAGCAGCUUUCAUUAAGGCUGAAAAAGAAAAUCCAGGACUCACGCAAGACAUCAUUAUGAAAAUUUUAGAGAAAAAAAGUGUAGAAGUUAACUUCACAGAGUCCCUUCUUCGAAUGGCAGCUGAUGAUGUAGAAGAGUAUAUGAUUGAACGACCAGAGCCAGAAUUCCAGGACCUAAACGAAAAGGCACGAGCACUUAAACAAAUUCUCAGUAAGAUCCCAGAUGAGAUCAAUGACCGAGUGAGGUUUCUGCAGACAAUCAAGGAUAUAGCUAGUGCAAUAAAAGAACUUCUUGAUACAGUGAAUAAUGUCUUCAAGAAGUACCAAUACCAGAACCGCAGGGCACUUGAACACCAAAAGAAAGAAUUUGUAAAAUACUCCAAAAGUUUCAGUGAUACUUUGAAAACCUAUUUUAAAGAUGGCAAGGCAAUAAAUGUGUUCAUAAGUGCCAACCGACUAAUUCAUCAAACCAACUUGAUACUUCAGACCUUCAAAACUGUGGCCUGAAAGUUGUAUAUGUUAAGAGAUGUACUUCUCAGUGGCAGUAUUGAACUGCCUUUAUCUGUAAAUUUUAAAGUUUGACUGUAUAAAUUAUCAGUCCCUCCUGAAGGGAUUUAAUGCAGGAUGUUGAAUGGGAUUAUUGCCAUCUUACACCAUAUUUUUGUAAAAUGUAGCUUAAUCAUAAUCUCACACUGAAGAUUUUGCAUCACUUUUGCUAUUAUCAUUCUUUUAAGAAUUAUAAGCCAAAAGAAUUUACGCCUUAAUGUGUCAUUAUAUAACAUUCCUUAAAAGAAUUGUAAAUAUUGGUGUUUGUUUGACAUUUUAACUUGAAAGCGAUAUGCUGCAAGAUAAUGUAUUUAACAAUAUUUGGUGGCAAAUAUUCAAUAAAUAGUUUACAUCUGUUAAA
Molecule: messenger RNA, 1305 nt
Organism: Felis catus (domestic cat)
Lineage: Eukaryota; Metazoa; Chordata; Mammalia; Carnivora; Felidae
Gene: PDCD10
Product: programmed cell death 10
Exons: 8
Coding region: 267-905 (212 amino acids)
Biological process (GO): positive regulation of MAP kinase activity; regulation of Golgi organization
Cellular component (GO): Golgi apparatus; FAR/SIP/STRIPAK complex
Molecular function (GO): protein kinase binding
Source: RefSeq, a predicted model, not a curated record